AUGUCUGGCUACAGAGCCAAAGAGUCCAUUGCCGCUGUUGGUAUUAGCUGUCGGUUUGCAGGCGCCACUUCCCUUUCCGAGCUGGAGAGGAAUCUUUGCAACGCUCCCGAGCUGUCCUCACCAAUCUCAGAUAAUUACUUCAAUGCAGAUGGGUUCUACCAACCGGAUGCAAAACACCAUGGCAGCACCAACGUCUGCAACUCCUACUUCUUGGACGGAAACAUCCGUCAUUUUGACAACGGGUUCUUCAACACCACGGCCCUUGAAGCGGCCGCCAUGGACCCUCAGCAGCGUCUGUUGCUCGAGACGGUCUACGAAACCUUAAAAAAUUCCGGUACCCCCGUUCAAAGGCUCAAAGGCUCAGACACUGCGGUGUACGUGGGCCUCAUGUGCGGAGACUAUGAGAACAUCUUAAUGCGGGAUAUAGACUCGGCUCCUAAGUACCAGGCAGUCCAGGCUCUCCGGUCAGGCGAGACACAGCUAGCCAUUGUCGGCGGGUCAAACGUAUCCCACGGCACCGGCACACCGACCGGCGACCCGGUCGAGGCGAAGGCGAUUCAUGCCGUGUUUGGCUCGGCGGAUUCCGAACUCGACCCUGACAGGACACCAACGCCGCUCUACGUCGGUUCUGUCAAGACCGUCAUUGGCCACACGGAAGGCACAGCAGGGUUGGCGGGCGUGACCAAAGCUACCCUCGCCUUUCAGAGUGGUCGUGUGUUUCCCAACAAGCAGUUCCGCAUGCCUCAACCCUCGCAUCAAGCCAUUUUACAAAGGAUUAGAAAUCCCAACGUCACUGCUAUGGCCGGAGCUGGCACAUGGCCAGCCCCCGUCGUGCGUCGCUCACUUGGCUUCUUCCGCACCGCCUUUUGGGAAAUCCCCGAUCUCCGCGUUCGCUCCAUUGACUUUGUCGACGGCAGCGCGCCCGACGCCUCUGUCAUCGCCGAGUCUCUUCUCGAGCUCGAGACGGCCGAGAAGGUCUUGGCCAGCAGCCGGGUUGAGCCUGAGCCUGAGCCUGAGCCUGAGCCUCCCCUCUGGUCCGACGAACGCGAGGUGCGAUACUGUCAUGGGCGAUUCGAGAUCCCCCGCCUGGUGGCCAAUGUUUCGCUCGACAACAAGUACAAUGCGAGCCGCAGGGCAGUCUACGAGAAGCGCGGCCUUACGAACGUUCGUCUCUCGCCCCGGGCUUGGCUUGAAGAGCGGACCGCUGUGUCUAGAUCCAGCCUCGCGCAGCGCGAGGUGUUGAGGAUUCAGGUUGCCUUCUCCACGGCGUUUCCAAUCCCGGUCGUCCGAGAUGGGCUAGUCGAAGCAUACCUCGUUAUUGGUAGGGCCGGCAAGAAGAGGCGGCAGGUCCUGGCUUUGUCAAGCGAUUGCGCUAAAACGGUCGAUGUCUCGGCCUGCUCGGUAAUCGAUAUCGAGAAAGCAAACAAAAAUGGAUUGAAAAAAAAAAAAAAAAUGCACCGUGUCGCCGGCACCAGCGUCAAAGUCCUUUCGGCCGACGUGGCAAGCGAGAGCAGUCUCCUGCAGGCCUACAAGGACAUUAGAAGCAGCAUGCCAGCGAUAGCCGGCUUUCCAGGGCGGUUGAGGCCGUUUCAAGCCGCCACGAAGCAAGUCGUCUUUGCCGGUCCUAAUCUGGUCCUCGAGGCAGUCUCAAUCCCCUCGGAACAAGUCCCAUCCGCGAUGGAGCGUCUUGCCGGGUACAAUUACCAGCUUGACAAGGGCAAAAGUUUCCGGAUCAUCUUGGCCCCGCAAUCGUCGACGGAGCAUCACCUCAUGUUUGGCUUCUACCAUAUGAACAUGGAUGGCAUCAGUCUUCAAGUCCUCAUUUCAGAGGUUGACCGCUGCUACGGAGGAGAGCUCUUGACUUCAUCCCCGCUGCAAUACCUGGACUUUUGCCAACGGCAGCGUGACGCGCUGCAGAACGGGGAUUGGGGAGAAGACUUGAGGUUUUGGGAGAAGACAUUGGCACAAACUCCCGUGGAGCUGCCAGAGGCGAAGGAAAACCUCUCGCUGGGCGAUUGCGAGCUCGAGGUCUGCUGUUAUCAAGGGUCAAAGGCUGCAUACGAUAUCAGCCUGGACAUGAUCGACUCUGGGGAUCUCCUCACCGCCGUCAGGCUGGCUGUGCAAGACAGUCUCUACUCCAAAAAGGACGUCGAGCUUCUUCUCUCGAGCUUCUUCAACCUCGUGGAAUCCUUGGCGUCAAGUGCAGGGCAGGGCAUCCCACUCGACAGGGUAUCCAUCUUCGGAGCCGAUGCUUCGAGCGAAGCACUGCAGCUGGGACGGGGGCAGUCACGGCUGCUGGAGGUGUGGCUAGAGGUGCUCCCGACCCCCGCCAACACCCAUGUCCACAGAGGCUCCGACUUUUUCCAUUCUGGAGGGAACUCGCUCCUGCUUGUGGUGCUGCAGCAAAAGAUCCAACAGACCUUUGCGGUCAGCCUGCCGCUGGUGUCCAUGUUCGACUCGAGCACCCUGGAGGACAUGUCCCGGUUGAUCGACAACAAGUCCGCCGACCAUGUCCAGCUCGACUGGGACAGCGAGACCAGUCCAGCUCUACACUUUGGCGCCGAGCUCGCCCGGGCCGAGACGUCCGCCGGCCCGAUGCUCUCGGCCCCUUCCUCUCGUCGAGCAAGGUCCGGAUACACACGGGCGACCUGGCAGCGGCCCGAUGCUCUCGGCCCCUUCCUCUCGUCGAGCAAGGUCCGGAUACACACGGGCGACCUGGCAGCGGCCCGUCUGGGCCUGUCUCCGCAGACGGCACGCAGCAUUUUCUCGGAGGCGCACGCCGUCGUGCACAGCGGCGCCGACGUGUUGCACAUGAAGUCCUACUCCACCAUCAGGGAGGCCAACUUGGGCUCCACGGUGCAGCUCGUGCGCAUGUGCGUCGGCCAGGGGCGGCUCGUGCCGUUGCAUUUCGUCUCCACGGUCAGCGUGUCGCUCUACUCGGGCCUGGACGCCUUUGGCGGGACCUCCACCGCGGCGUUCCCGCCAUCAAGUGACGGUUCGGACGGCUACACGGCGUCCAAAUGGGCGAGCGAGCGCUUCCUGGAGAGGUUAAUUCCCGCCUGA
Pyricularia pennisetigena is the source of this 3063-nucleotide messenger RNA. RefSeq lists its product as uncharacterized. Gene Ontology annotation, biological process: fatty acid biosynthetic process; secondary metabolite biosynthetic process. Gene Ontology annotation, molecular function: fatty acid synthase activity; phosphopantetheine binding. The coding region runs from base 1 to 3063 and encodes 1020 amino acids. The record is from RefSeq and is a predicted model, not a curated record. The transcript is spliced from 8 exons. NCBI's taxonomy places the organism in Eukaryota, Fungi, Ascomycota, Sordariomycetes, Magnaporthales, Pyriculariaceae.